CCCUUUUCUACUCCCCCUCCCCCUCUCCCUCCCAUCCUCCAUUCCCCAUCGUCAUCUUUUCUUCCUCUUUAUCCACUUCCUCUUACUCUCCAUUUUCUUAUUUAUGUCACUAAACUCCCCCCUCCCUUUUCUUUCUCCUUUCCAUAUCCUCUAAUCUCCUCCCGUUUCACCAUGACUGCCAGUACCCCGCAGCUCGAUACGUCCCCCAAGCCCGCUGACGCGGCGACAACCGUCGUUCAGUCGCCGACUUCUACUUCUCGUUACAGCAAACACAUUGUCUUAACUACCUACCCCGGCCAAAGCGGGAUCGAUCCCGUCCCUCUCGAAUGGGGCGCCCCCGAUGCCAAAUCCCGCGGUCCGGUGAUCGUCUCCCGUAGCCCGAACCUCCUCAAGCGCCGCAAUGCUAUGGGCGCUCACGGCGGAAGCUACAGCAUUUACAACGCCCUCGCCAUCGCGGCAGGUGACCUGGACCCGAAUUUCCGCCCGGACCUCCGCAACAGCGAGCCCACCUUUAAAUUCCCCCCGCAGCCCGCCUGGGGCGACAAGACCAAGAUCGUGUCCAUGGACCCUUACGGUCAUGAUGUUGUCAACCAGUACCGGGACGAGUUGGAGGCCGGCUGGGACAUCCGGCCCACCAUGGCUGUCACGCGCGCGAACAUGAAACUGGCGGAGAUUGGCGAGGCCGUGCGUGAGGGCAAGCUCGAUGUCGACGGGUCGAUUGUGGUGGACUCCGGCGGUGAGGUUCGCGUCACCAAGGUCGCCGUGGAGCCCGUCUGGUACCUUCCCGGAGUUGCGGAGCGGUUCGGCGUGGAUGAGGGGACGCUCCGACGCACGCUGUUCGAGCACACGGGCGGAAGUUACCCCGAGCUCAUCACGCGCCCAGAUUUGAAGGUCUUCCUGCCUCCGAUUGGUGGGUUGACGGUCUACAUCUUUGGACCUCCGGAGCGAGUUUCAGAUGAGAAUGUCCGCUUGGCGCUGCGGAUUCACGAUGAGUGCAAUGGCAGCGAUGUCUUCCAGUCGGAUAUCUGCACGUGUCGUCCGUACUUGGCGUUUGGUAUCGCGGAGGCGAUCCGGGAGGCGCAGAACGGCGGCAGUGGUGUGGUGAUUUACUUCCGCAAGGAAGGUCGAGCUCUUGGUGAAGUCAUAAAGUACCUGGUGUAUAAUGCUCGCAAGCGCGGUGGUGAUACUGCGGACAAGUACUUCACUCGCACGGAAAAUAUUGCUGGUGUCCGAGACAUGCGCUUCCAAGCCCUCAUGCCCGACAUUCUCCACUGGCUGGGCAUAAAAAAGAUUGACCGGAUGCUGUCCAUGUCUAACAUGAAGCAUGACGCCAUUGUUGACUCUGGGAUUAAGAUCUUGGAGCGUGUGCCUAUCCCGGAAGACAUGAUUCCCAACGAUUCUCGUGUCGAGAUCGACGCCAAGAUCAAUGCUGGCUACUUCACCACCGGUAAACAGUACUCGAUGGAGGAGUUGGCCGCCGUGAAGGGACGCGGUUGGGAGAAGUGGGAGGAUGUUACGCACUGAUUCCAUGCCUGCAUCUCACGAGCCAUGACCAUUUUUGAACCGGCGUUCGUCAUGUCUACUUUUUGCACUCAUAAUCAUACCAGAACUGCAUAGCAAGACUCUUUCACAAAUUGAGAAUAACAGGAAUAAUAUAAAUAUCAGAGCUCUACUUGAGUCUGCACUAUGGGAUACCUCUUGUAUAAUCACAGCGGUGAUAGCGUGUAUGCUACCUGUCAUCGGCUUCAGUCAUACAGGUAGUCUCGAGCCGUAGUGUGAUGGUCCCGUCACGUCAUCACCAAUCAUCAAGACUAG
Molecule: messenger RNA, 1815 nt
Organism: Aspergillus japonicus CBS 114.51
Lineage: Eukaryota; Fungi; Ascomycota; Eurotiomycetes; Eurotiales; Aspergillaceae
Product: putative GTP cyclohydrolase II
Exons: 4
Coding region: 172-1524 (450 amino acids)
Biological process (GO): riboflavin biosynthetic process
Molecular function (GO): GTP cyclohydrolase II activity
Source: RefSeq, a predicted model, not a curated record